Messenger RNA from Rhinocladiella mackenziei CBS 650.93, 351 nucleotides. RefSeq lists its product as uncharacterized. Lineage: Eukaryota; Fungi; Ascomycota; Eurotiomycetes; Chaetothyriales; Herpotrichiellaceae. The record is from RefSeq and is a predicted model, not a curated record. The transcript has a single exon. The coding region runs from base 1 to 351 and encodes 116 amino acids.
AUGUUCAGCUACCUCUGCUGCAACUUGCUCAUCGACUAUGGAAGCGGCGAGCGGUAUUUCGCUGCGACCUUCAAUGGUUGGGACCUCGGCAAUGCCACGCAGGGCCGGGAGCCGAGUUACACCGUCUUCAACCCCAUCGGCCAGGUGGAGCGCAAUGAUCCGGAUGGAGAGCAUAUUUGGAAGGAGGUGCCGGAGUUGAAGAAGGAGUUCGACAAGCUUGGGUAUCCAAACCAAAAUGUAGAUUGGGAUGAGAUGAAGCAAAGGGCCGCGGAGGGCCUCUUCAAUUCCUUCACUAUUCCUCUUGACUGCUUCAUUCACGUGCCAUUAGGCCGUGAUCCGCAAUUUUGCUAA